Papaver somniferum (opium poppy) is the source of this 2157-nucleotide messenger RNA. Its product is annotated as protein trichome birefringence-like 2. The record is from RefSeq and is a predicted model, not a curated record. The coding region runs from base 115 to 1926 and encodes 603 amino acids. Gene Ontology annotation, molecular function: O-acetyltransferase activity. Lineage: Eukaryota; Viridiplantae; Streptophyta; Magnoliopsida; Ranunculales; Papaveraceae. The transcript has 4 exons. Gene Ontology annotation, cellular component: Golgi apparatus.
GAUCGUCAACGGGAACAGUAUUGAACAACAUAGAUCUUCAUUCCGUAUGUCAUUCGGGUUAUAUCACUGGAGUUUGUAACCAAACUUGAUUUCAUUUUGCAAUUCAAGAUCCUGAUGAAAAAACUUGGGAUUUGGGAGAAGUUAUGUCACAUGGUUGGAAAACUAUCUCCUCAUCAUGGUGCAAACAACAACGCAUCAUCAUCCACAACCAUACUUCGUGCAGGUUCAAAGAGAAAAGGAUCAUUAGUACUUAUUGGUUUCGGUUUCGUCCUUGGAGCUUCAGUUCUUAUUCUAACGAUAUUUUUCUCCAUGUUUCCAUCAGUUAUGAACCCGAUGCUUGAAAAUAAUCUUGCAAAAGUUGAUAGACAAAUUCCAUUGUUAUUUGAUAGUAGUUCUAGCACCACUACUGCUGUUACUAGUACUUUCUCUUCGGAUCCUCUUCAAGAAAACACUUCCCCAGCGAAUCAAACAAUUUCUUCUUCUUCGAAUGCUUCUCAAGAAAAUUUGGACAACUCUUCUCAAGAGGUAUUGAAAAAUUCUACUGCGAGCAAUCAAACCAUAGUUUCUUCUUCGUCUCCAGAGUUAUGGAGAGAUUUCAUACCGACGAAUCAAACAGAAAGUAGUAGCACAUUUACAAACUACUCGAGCAGUGUUGUUUCGGGCAGUGUUCCUAAAGUUGAGGAACUGGUUAUUGCGGAUGAUGAAACAAAUGCUGUUACCGCAACUAGUAAUAUUCCAAGUAACAGAACUGGAACGUACAAUGAGAAACAAGAAAUUGUGAAUGCCAUUUUUUCUCACAGUCGUCAUGAUUGCAAUAUCUUUGAGGGAGAAUGGGUAAAGCCGGCCAAUGACAACAUCCGAGAACCAUUUUAUCCUCCUGGUUCUUGUCCUUAUAUCGAUAGAAAACCUUUCAAUUGUUUCAGCAAUGGGAGACCUGAUGACGCAUUUCUAAAAUUGCAAUGGCAUUGGCAAUCUCAUCCAACAAAUGCUGGAUGCAAGACUAAUUUCCCAAGCCUUCUUAAUGCAUCCGAUUUUCUGGAAAGAUUAAGAGGGAAAAAAGUGGUGUUCGCUGGGGAUUCUCUGAAUAGAAAUAUGUUUGAAUCUCUUAUCUGCAUCCUUUGGAAUGCCGUACCGGAUAAAAGCCGAGUUCAUUGGCUCCCAGGAAGUAUAGAUUACAAGAUACGAGGUGAUAGAUCGUUGAAAUACGAAGAUUACAACUGCACGGUAGGAUUUGUGUGGUCUCCUUAUCUGGUUUUUGAAACAAACCCUCCGAAUCGCCGUAACAAGCUUAACAUGAAUGAACCAGUGACAAUGAGAUUAGACAUGAUUGACGAGCGUGCAUCAUCGUUCUAUCGUGACGCUGAUCUUGUAAUCUUUGAUUCAUGGCAUUGGUGGAUUAAGGAUAAAACUAACAAUGGAAUAAAUUAUUUUCAAGAAGGUGAUUACUUGCACCCGAAAAUGGAAAUGAGCAAGGCCUAUAAGAAGGGUCUUACUACUUGGAGGAAAUGGAUGGACAAGAACAUUGACCCUAAUAAAACCCAAGUUGUUUUCAGAGGAUAUUCAGUUAACCAUUUCCGUGGAGGUAAAUGGAACACUGGCGGGAAGUGCAACAGAGAAACGGAACCGACCAUGAGCAAUGAAACAUUUGUAGAGAAGAAUCCAUCACAGGUGAAAUUACUGGAAGACACAAUUCGGAAAAUGAAGAUUCCUGUCAUAUACUUGAAUGUUACGAAACUUACUUACUACAGAACUGAUGGACACCCUUCGAUUUACGCAAAUUACAUGGCAACGUAUGAAGAGAGGAUUGCAGCUGCAUUGACUCAUCAGGAUUGUAGUCACUGGUGCUUGCCUGGUAUACCGGAUACAUGGAAUGAACUCUUGUAUAUUUCUCUUAUGAGGGCUGGUAAAGGAUCUUUUGCUCGAUGACAACAGUAAUCUGUAACAAAGUACUGAUCAACAUUGCAGGAGUUAUUACAGUUCCCGUGGUUAGAUUUUCAGCCAUGGGUCUAAUUUGUGCCUCGUGUACGAAUCGUGCUAUAGAUACUUUUGUUAUUUAGACAUUAGUUGAAUGUUAAACGGCUAGUUGCUUUGUCGAUUUUGCCAAGUCUAGCAGACCUUUUAUAUAUUGGAAAUGCUCAAAGAGCUACGGUACGACAA